AUGAGCGACAAGAACCCCUCCACCACCCAAGAAGCAGAGAAGCCACAAGCACCAAACCCGACGCAGGCAGACCGGAGCACCGAGAAGCAGAACGCCGCCGCAGCCGAACGGGGCAGCGAAGAAGAUGCGACGACGACGCGGCCUCCCGGCCAGCCCGGCCCCAGGAAGCUGCAGUCGCAUUUCAAAGGCAUGCCCAAGGACUGGGAGAAGAACCGAGUUCCCAAGAAGGAGACCUGA
This is a messenger RNA of Anthostomella pinea, 237 nucleotides long. The record is from the annotation of a GenBank genome assembly. Lineage: Eukaryota; Fungi; Ascomycota; Sordariomycetes; Xylariales; Xylariaceae.